Molecule: messenger RNA, 1116 nt
Organism: Rubroshorea leprosula
Lineage: Eukaryota; Viridiplantae; Streptophyta; Magnoliopsida; Malvales; Dipterocarpaceae
Source: the annotation of a GenBank genome assembly
GCUAGAUUGGGAACAAGGGAGACAAUGGAUUGCAAUAAUAGAGCUGGAGUUCAUUACUCCAAGGAAAUGCUAUAAUAAAGCUGGAUUUCAGUGAAGUAAAUGCCGUUGGGACUUGCAAGUCACCAUUCAAGGGGUGUUUUUUCAUCUCCAUACAUUGCCAAGCUUACAGGACAUGCCAUCUGGAUCCCUCUUGGAGUUUAUGGCAGAGUAGGGAAGCAUUGUUCUUGUAUCCACUGGUGUUAAAAAUUUGAAACAUAGAUCAUUCUUUAUUUAAAAAUGUCAUCAUUUUUAAGUUAGGUAUUUUAUAUAUGCAGGUAUAUAUAUGCAGUUGGAACCAUUCUUUAUUUCCUUUGGAGCUGCUAAUGAUUUUUUGCUUCCUUAAAAUGGUGAUUUUAACAGGGAAGGGGUACGACAGCUCUCUGUUAUAAGUUAAAAAGGAUUAUCCUGAUUUUAAAUGUUUUUCUGGACCUUUUGCAGAUCUCGAUCAAGAUCCAAAUCUCGUUUGCCUUCCAUAAGUGAUUUCUCAUUUACUUUCAGACUAUAUUUUAUGUGCAUUUGUUUCAGAUAGUUGUUUGACACUGCCCCUGUUUACCAUGGAGCUGGACCACUAAGUUCAAGGAGACUUAAUUCUGGUUUACCAUUGUACUUGUUGCUUGUGCUUUUCUUCCCCACCCCCCCCUUCUCCCCUCCCCCUCCCCCUCUUUUUAAAAUUGGUCCGCAGCAUCAGAAGGGUGCGAGUAAAAGCCCAAAAAGGCAUAGUCUGAGCAGGAGCCCUAGCGGGAGCAGAAGCAGUAGGAGCAGGAGUUUAUCCAGGUGAAUGUGAUUGUAGCCAAUCUGUGAUUCGGAAGCGUGCAAGGAUGGAACUUAUCUCCCUUUAAGUUUAUUUGUAGCAGCAAAACCUCUAAUAGGGUGGACAAACAAUGGUGGAUUUCAUGGUUGGCUUCUGAAACAUCUUUUGUUUGACUGUUUAUUUAAUGCUUUAAACCUUGAUUAUCAUACUCAAGGGGUCUCAAAACUUGAUUAUUGGUUAUUAGUCUUCUUGGCAAUUAUAUGUAGGCUCCAAAAUUUGGUCUGUUUGAGCCUCCUUGAUGUUGCCCGGUCCUUUUCUUUUCAUUU